AUGGGUUUAAUAGACACUUUGGCUGAAGAGAUAGCAGCAGUUGCUGCGGGCCGCCCCUACUGCAGCGCUGCUGGUGCGGAUUCUGCUGCUGCUGCUGCUGCUGCUGCUGCUGCUGCAGAUUCUGCUACUGCUGCGCCUGCUGCUUCUUCCACACGUGGCUUCAGCACGGCUGCAGCAACGGCCGACAGAGAGACCCUCCUGAGGUGGCCCUACAGCAGCAGCAGCAGCAGCAGCAGCAAUGUGGGGGCCCUCCCCGUGUUUCCGCAGGUGAGCCGGCUGCUGGCCAGCACGGCUGCUGCUGCAAUGCUGCAGCAGGCAGAAGAAGAAGCAGCAGCAGCAGCAGCAGCAGCAAAAGAUGGCCCCCUCCGCUCGAACAGCAGCUACAACCAGUACAUUCUUUACAGGGCCCGAAGUCCCUUGGGAGCCCGGGGCACUUGGACUGUAGAUACACCUGAAGUCGCAGGCUCUGAGCUGCAGCAGCAGCAGCAGCAGCAAGGGAAGCAAAGUCUUCUUGCGGGCAGCGGGGAGGAAAAAUUCCAGCAGCAGCAGCAGCAGCAGCAGCAGCAGCGGCACCAUACGGUGCACUGGGCACUGCAGGGGCUGGAGCAGCAGCAGCCGCAGCGAAGGCAUCAUACAGUGCAACUGGAGCCGUCUCCGCAGCAGCAGCUGCUGCUGCAGCAGCAUACACUGCUGUCGGAGCAGCAGCAGCUGGGAGGCCUGCUCGAGAGCGAGCAGCAGCAGCAGGAGGAAGUGCUGCUGCUGCAGCAGAUGCUGCGGAAGCUGCAAGCCGAGAAUCAGGAGCAGCAGAUACAGCUGCAGCUGCUCAUUCAGCAAAGAGAAGAAGCUCUUCACAAGCAGCGUGUGCAGGCGCUGCAGCGCCAGCUGCAGCAGCAGCAGCAGCAGCAGUUAUCGGAGCAGCUACCUCGGCCACAAGCAGCAGCAACUCUUCACCGCAACAGCUGGGCAGAUCCGAAUUCCUCUGCGGCUUAUUGCGGGAGAACUGCAGCAGCAGCAGCAGCAGCAGCAAAUGCUGCGACAAGUCCAGCUGCACCAGCAGCAACAACAGCAGCAGCAGCAGCAGCUGCAGCACCAGCAGCAAGCCUACGCCGCCACUCAGCUGGCCCUUAUAUUCUUCCGGAGCGCUACGUUGACCCUGGCUCUACAAGCAGAGUCUCUUGCAUGCAGCAGCAGCAGCAGCAGCAGCAGCAGCAGCAAGAGAUUGGUGGCAACUCAGCUGCACGUUUUCACAGUGCUGCGUCAUUUGCUGCCCUCAGCAGCCCCCUGGGUCCUGCAGCAGAGAGCAGCAGAAGCCGCACGUAUCAGCAGCAGCAGCAGCAGCAGCAGCAGGUGCGGACUGAGCAGCAGCAGACUCUCGAGCAGGACAGAGCUGUUUUGCGGCAGAGAGAUAACGUAAAAGUAACUAUCCAAGGCCUGUCAAAAAGCAGCAGCAGCAGCAGCAGCAGCAGCGCAGCAGACGCCGCUGGGACGCUCCUUGAUUGGGUGGUGUUUCCUUGUGCAGCAGAAGAGGAUUUAGCAGCAGCAACAGCAGCAGCAGCAGCAGCAGGAAGCAGGGGGCUUGAGACCUCCCUGAGUGACUUCAGAGUAUCCACAGCAAGUGAUGCAGCAGAGAGCAGCAGCAGCGGCUACCGCUGCAGCCUUACGGAGCUGCAGCAGCAGAAGCAGCAGCUUCUGAAGCAGCAGCAGCAGCAGCAGCAAGACCGCAACAAGCGAACACAAUUGGACUUUAGCCAGCAACAGCAGCAGACCCCGCUGCAGCAGCAGCAGACACCGCUGCCGCAGCAGCGCACAACAAAGCUAGUUAGCUUCCCUAAGACAGCGACAGCUCCUGCCACUCAGGGUCUUGCUGCUGCAGCAGCAGCAGCAGCAGCAGCAGCGGCAGCGGCAGCGGCAGUAGCAGCAGUGCGCGGGGGCGCCGGAAGGAGCAGCAAUGCAAGAUGCAGCAGCAGCAAAAGCAAAAGCGAAAAUGGCACCGGGCACAGGCAGCAGCAGAAGCAAAAGCAGCACAAGCAGCAGCAGCAGCAGCAGCAGCAGCAGCGCAGGUAA
Messenger RNA from Eimeria tenella, 2064 nucleotides. RefSeq lists its product as uncharacterized. The transcript is spliced from 2 exons. The record is from RefSeq and is a predicted model, not a curated record. Lineage: Eukaryota; Apicomplexa; Conoidasida; Eucoccidiorida; Eimeriidae. Bases 1 to 2064 code for a protein of 687 amino acids.